Suillus discolor is the source of this 444-nucleotide messenger RNA. RefSeq names its product vacuolar protein sorting 55 superfamily protein. Bases 1 to 444 code for a protein of 147 amino acids. Lineage: Eukaryota; Fungi; Basidiomycota; Agaricomycetes; Boletales; Suillaceae. Gene Ontology annotation, biological process: late endosome to vacuole transport via multivesicular body sorting pathway. The record is from RefSeq and is a predicted model, not a curated record. The transcript is spliced from 3 exons. Gene Ontology annotation, cellular component: endosome; Vps55/Vps68 complex.
AUGUCAGCGGGGCUCAAGACUGUAAUAUUGCUAUCAUUCGUGCUCGCUGUUGGAUUCCUGUUAAUCAUACUCUCAUGUGCACUAUGGGUGAAUUGGCUGCCAUUGUUAGUUGGUGCGUAUGACAUGCGUGUGUCGUUCGCUGGUAUUCUUAUCCAAGUAUUCUCAGCGUUGACGUUCGUGCUUGCUCCUUUGCCCAAUGCCCUAUUUGCCCACUGCGGAGGAGACGAAUUUUCCUCAAGUGACAACGCCACGGGUGCUGUGGACCUCGGCCGCUUCCUUACUUCAAUCAUUGUUGUCACUGGAUUUGCGCUCCCCGUCGUUCUCACCCAUUCCGAGGUUCUGAAACCAGGCGCUUGUGCAAUGUCCAUCAUCGGUGGAGGACUGGUGUAUGGAACCAUAUUGGCAUAUUCAGCAGCGUUCAGACAGGAUGAUGAAUACGACUGA